This is a messenger RNA of Osmia lignaria (orchard mason bee), 1225 nucleotides long. RefSeq lists its product as uncharacterized. The record is from RefSeq and is a predicted model, not a curated record. NCBI's taxonomy places the organism in Eukaryota, Metazoa, Arthropoda, Insecta, Hymenoptera, Megachilidae.
GUAAAAGAAGGAACGCGCAACGGUCCCAACGUCCAUUCAGAACCACCUGCUCGUCGAGGAAGCAUCGGAUCUCUUGGUUCACCUGGUUCUACAGUUUAGAGAAAUUCGUCGGUAUACCAGUGAGGAACAAGAUGAGGAAGAACGCCGCUUCCGGUUUCCCGCUCUCCGUUUCCGUUUUCACGAUCAUCGUUCUGCUAUGUGUUACUGGAACGACCUAUGCUAAACGUGGCUGCUCAGCUUUUGGACAUUCUUGUUUCGGUGGUCACGGCAAGAGAUUCGAUCCACAUUUCCGGGAUCUUACAUUUCAAGGAAACGAGCUGCCAACAAGCGACAACACCCAUGAAACAGGUGUUUUCCGUCUGAGCAAUCAAUUCCUCAUUCCACAAGAAAAAUCUCGUGGACGACAAGAAGUAUUGUUUCCUCGUCGACAGGCGUCGUUGGGAUUUGAUCCUUACACAUUACCCUCCAUCGUCCGGCAAUGGUUGAUGUCACAUCAUUGUCUACAUCAGCCGGAAAUGGAACUCAAUAACAAAUAAAUGGAACUCAACAAUAAACAAAUGGAUAGGCAUUUCUACUGUAUUUUGAGUUUGGAUUUCGACAGGAAAUGUAUACUUAAAAAUUGAUACUUAAUUUUUGGUUAAGUAUUUUAAUUACCUACUUUUAUAUUUUAACGUUCAACAUGAUAUCUGCUUGAAGAUACCUUCUUUUAUAUAUAUUUUUUCUUUUUUUUUUAUAUAUGGUAUAUUAAUUUUAAAGAUUAUAUUUAAUUAUAUUUAAGUAGUAAUACUGUUCAUAUUAUAUACACAUAGUUCUCGUUGAAACAAUAAACAGAUGUUAUAUUUUAUUAUUGUUAUAUGUACCUGUAGACAUCUCUGUUUGUACAAUAAAACACAACUGUUAAUGUUUCACCCAAAACCAUGCAAAUAUAAAGUAGAACGAAUAAAACGUUAUUCCUUGAAAUAUUUGCUUAUCUUUUUCAAGGCGUGCUGUCUGCAAUAAUGUUAACCUAUUAAGGAUCAAAAUGGAAAAUGAUAAGGAUCAAAUUAAAUUGAAAUUCAUGUAAAAAAUGUUACAAAUCAAUUGCAGAAACAAUAAUUCAAUCUUCAUCUUUUUUAUAAUUUUUAAAGACACAUGAGAAAAAAAAAUAAUGUCAUUUUAUUGUUUCGCACAUAAAUGUAAUUGAUGACUAUUACUGCUGUAACUGUUUCUCAAAUCAUUUUAUUUG